Messenger RNA from Fimicolochytrium jonesii, 3888 nucleotides. RefSeq names its product Ca-transporting ATPase. Gene Ontology annotation, cellular component: plasma membrane; endoplasmic reticulum; Golgi membrane. Gene Ontology annotation, molecular function: ATP hydrolysis activity; ATP binding; P-type calcium transporter activity. Bases 237 to 3557 code for a protein of 1106 amino acids. The transcript is spliced from 3 exons. The record is from RefSeq and is a predicted model, not a curated record. Gene Ontology annotation, biological process: manganese ion transport; intracellular calcium ion homeostasis; calcium ion transmembrane transport. Lineage: Eukaryota; Fungi; Chytridiomycota; Chytridiomycetes; Spizellomycetales; Powellomycetaceae.
GGAAGUGAGGGAAUCGGUUUCUCCACGCGGGUUGUCCUCCCUCCCUCUCAGUGCGCACAGGCGAGACCCUCCUUCUGAGUCCCUUGAGCAGCCAGCAAGAGAGCACGCCCCCAGACAGCCGCCCGCCCGUACGAGGCAACCCCAGCCUUCUCCUCCUUCUCGCUCGCAUAGGGACCCAUAGAGCCCAGCUCCAGAUCCAGCUCCCCGCCCGCAGAUACCUCACCCGCCCGCAAAAAAUGUCGCUCCCGUACGGCAACACUUCGCCGUCAAAGCACUACCCGCCAUCAGCCGCCUCCCCUUCACCACACCAACAACAACAACAACAGCAGCAGCAGCAGCACUACCACCACCACUCCACCUUCUCGCCAAAUUCCUCCUCAUCUCCCUACCUCCAAAAUGGCGCCCUCCCGCCACUUCCGGCAACUUCAUCCCCACGCGUCCAACGCUCACUCACAAGCGACACACCAAUCUCAACAACGAUCAACAUGAACGGGCUCGGCAUGGGGGGCGGGUCACGGCCCGGCACGCCGUCCAAAGCCCAAGCAGCGGCGGCCAUGACUCCCUCCGCGCGGUACGCCACGACGAGUCUCGCGGACACCAUCUCGCAGCACACCACCGAUCUGGCGUCGGGGCUAACGACGCAGGAGGCGGGCUACCGACGGCAGAUCCACGGUGCGAAUGAAUUGACGCCGACGGAUGCCGAGACGUUGUGGUCAAAGUUUGCGGAACAGUUCAAGAAUCCGUUGAUAUUGUUGUUGUUUGGGUCCGCGGCCGUUUCGUUGCUGUUGGGGGAGGUGGAUGAUGCGGUGAGCAUUGCGCUUGCGAUCGUGAUUGUGGUCACCGUGGCGUUUGUGCAGGAGUAUAGGAGCGAGCAAAGUCUGGAGGCGCUGAACAAGCUGGUGCCGCACUACUGCCACGUGUUGCGGGAUGGUGGGCAGUUGAGCACUGUCCUGGGGACGGAGCUGGUGCCGGGGGACGUGGUGCGGUUUAGCACCGGGGACCGUAUCCCCGCCGACGUGCGGCUGGCGACCGCGCACGAUCUGCAGAUUGACGAGUCGAGCUUGACGGGGGAGAACGAGCCGUGUGGGAAACAUCAUGAUGUCGUGGAGGGCGAUAGCGUCGACUUACCCCUCGCGGACCGGCGGAAUAUCGCAUUCAUGGGCACGCUGGUACGGAACGGGCACGGGUCGGGUAUCGUGGUCGGCACGGGCACCCACACCGAGUUCGGGAUGGUGUUCAGCAUGAUGAAGGAGGUCGAGGUGCGCAAAACACCGUUGCAGAUGAAGAUGGACCAUCUCGGCAAACAGCUCUCGCUACUCUCCUUUGUCAUCAUCGCCAUCAUCACCCUCAUCGGCAUCGCCCAGGGCCGCCAGUGGCUCGAGAUGUUCACCAUCGGCGUCUCCCUCGCCGUCGCUGCCAUCCCGGAGGGUCUCCCCAUCGUCGUGACGGUAACCCUCGCCCUGGGCGUGCUCCGCAUGGCCAACCGCCACGCGAUCGUCAAAAAGCUGCCGUCGGUCGAAGCCCUGGGAUCAGUCAACAUCAUCUGCGCGGACAAGACGGGCACCCUGACGAUGAACAAGAUGACCGUGCGCAAGAUCUUCACCCUCGCCCAGCAACGGGUCGUUGACCUCGAGGAAGCGGCCGACCGCGAUAUGGUAACGUUACCCGCCCCGAUGAUGCUGUACAAGAUCGGCAAUCUGUGCAAUAACGCGCAUGUCGAUGAGAGCGGGCAUACGGUCGGGCAGCCGACUGAGAUUGCGUUCUUGGAACUGAACCGCCGGCUCGGAUUACCUGAUGAACGUGUGCAGGCGACAAAGGUCUCGGAACAGCCGUUCAACGCCGAGCGGAAGUGGAUGGCUGUGGAAUACCGCAGCAACACCACGCAGCAAUUCACCACCGCCGCGCACUCCCCCUCGCCCACUCCCCAACAACAAACACUAUUCUACGUAAAAGGCGCAACCGAACCCGUCCUCGCCCGCUGCAAACGCUACUACGUCGGUCCUAACGACGAACGCGUCCUUGACGCCUCGGUGCGCACCCUCGCGGAAACGAUCGCGCAGACGGUCGCCCAGCAAGGGUUGCGGCUGCUGUUCCUGGCGUAUGGACCGCGGUUGGAUGAUCUGACCCUCGUCGGCUUUGUCGGGAUGUACGACCCCCCACGGCCCGGUGUACCCGAGGCGAUCGAGACGCUUGUGAAGGGCGGGGUAAGGAUGAUGAUGAUUACCGGGGAUUCGGCCGGAACAGCAACCUCCAUAGCCCACCAACUCGGCAUUCCCCUCUCCCCCACCUCUUCCACCGCCAUCCUCUCCGGCCCAACCCUUGACACCCUCUCCCCGCACGACCUUCCGCACGCCCUCAGCACCUGCUCAAUAAUCUACCGCGCAACCCCUAAACACAAAAUGGCCAUCGUCCGCGCCCUCCAAUCCACCGGCAACAUCGUCGCCAUGACCGGCGACGGGGUCAACGACGCGCCCGCUCUGCGCCUAUCCGAUAUCGGCAUCUCGAUGGGGAAGAGCGGCACGGACGUCGCGAAGGAGGCCGCGGACAUGAUUCUGGUCAACGACGAUUUCGCGACGGUCUUGUACGCGAUCGAGGAAGGCAAAUCCAUUUUCUACAAUAUCCAGAACUUCCUCCGGUUCCAGUUAUCCACCUCCUUUGCGGCGCUGUCCUUGAUCGCCAUCGCCACAUUGGUCGGGUUACCCAACCCCUUGAACGCGAUGCAGAUCCUGUGGAUCAACAUCAUCUGUGACGGCCCCGUUGCGCAGUCGUUGGGGGUGGAGAAGGUGGAUCCGGACGUGAUGAAACGGCCGCCGAGGGUUCAGAGUGAGCCGAUUGUGAACAGGGAGCUUGUGGGGAGGGUGUUGGGGAGCGCGGCGGCGGUGGUGGUCGGGACGGUGUUUGUGUAUGCGCAGAAUGUGGUGCCGGAUGUCGGGGGUGCGGUCGGCGUGGGGGAUGUGCCCGGGGUGGAAUUGGAUGAGGCGACGAGGUUGGCGAGGCGGGGGACUACCAUGUGUUUUCACCCCCAGACAUUCACAGUCUUCGUCCUAACCUCCCUCUUCAACGCGCAAACCUGCCGCUCCCCCACACGUUCCCUCCUCUUCGGCCCGCGCGCGCUGGGCCUCUUCACCAACAAGCUGUACAACCUCUCCGCUCUCCUCUGCGUUCUCUUCCAGUUCGCCGCGGUGCAUACGCCCUUUCUGCAGAAGGUGUUCCAAACAACCCCGUUGAGUUUCGGCGAUUGGCUCGGGUUGUUUGGCGUGGCCGCUGGGGUGUUGGCGGUUGAUGAGGCGGGCAAGUGGUGGAGACGGCGGAGCCGCGUUGGGGGGUGGACUGAAGCGGGCGCGGAGCGGAGGGGGAGUAGUUACCCCGCGCCACCGCCGCCGCCGAUGAUGUCGCCCCAGUUGAGGACGCCCGCGGCGGUGGGGGGGUGGGAUGGGUGGCGGGAGCGGGCGAUGGGGUGGUUGGCACCUGUGGGGGAUGGGGGUGCGGAGGCAAAGGCGUGGAAGGAUGGAGGGUAUGAGACUAGGCUACCGCUUGUCGGGGGGGAAAGUGUGUAGGGAGGCGGGGAUGGCGAUCGACACGUUUCUCAGCGGCCGACCGUUGGAUGCCCGCCGUGAUUCCCCCCAUCCCCUCGGUGCCUUCCUCUCGCGGUUCGCCCCCACAGAUCUGCCCCUCAACCCUCGAAUACGUGACCACCACCAGCUGCACGCAUCGCAUCGGAAAAAUCCACCACCCCGCAUACCGGUGGAUACGCACAUUAAAACAUCACAUAGCCAACCCUUCCCCCCGCGUCGCUGUACCCUUACGGCCGCAUUCUGUUCGUAACAUUCCCACCCCCCUGACGCCGAAUACGCAUAGACUUCUGAACAUACAUAUAUACCCGCCACU